This is a messenger RNA of Pelagomonas calceolata, 1652 nucleotides long. Lineage: Eukaryota; Pelagophyceae; Pelagomonadales; Pelagomonadaceae. The record is from the annotation of a GenBank genome assembly.
UGCUCACAUCUUUUUCUCAGCUGCGGCCAUUGCUGUGCGGCCUCCGCUGCGCGCCCACUGAGAACCGCGCACGACACGCCAAGUCGUUUAUAGUGGCUGCCAGACGUCGCAGAGGAGCUGUGCUUGGCGAGACGCCCCCCCGUAGCGUUAGUGGAGCGCCCUCUGCCUCAUUCGCCUGGGCACUCUUUACGCCGUCCGCCGCGAUGCCGCGAGGCAGACGACGACGAACACGGGCCCCAGCGCUCGCCCUCUGCGCCACAGCGCUCACGCGAAGCGCCCUCGCCCUCGCGCCGAUCGGCGCGCCCGCGGCGGCGUUCACGACCGAGCUCCACCGACGCCAAUUAAGUACAAAGGAGGACCACACGAUCUCCCUGACGGACUAUUUUAAUAAUCAGUACGUCGGCUCGCUGGAGAUCGGCACGCCGCCGCAGAAGCUGACGGUCGUGUUCGACACCGGGAGCAGCGACUUGUGGCUGCCGGCCAAAAAGUGCGGCGCCAAGUGCGGCAAGCACGACACCUUCGACGGGUCGAAGUCGUCCACAUAUGAACAGGUCAUGAACCCGCACGGCACGCCCGCGGCUUUUGAAGUGGACUACGGCAGCGGUCGCGUCACGGGCGCGCAAGCCAGGGACACCGUUACUGUUGGUGGCCUCAAAAUAGAGAAGGUCAAGUUCGGCGAGGUGGACUACGAAGAUGAAGAAAUUAGGGAAUUUAUGAUGGACGGGAUUGCAGGGAUGGCCUUUCCAGGCUUAGCCAUGGUCACGCAGCCCACGUUACUAGAGUUGUUGCACGAGCAGCACCCCGAGGUGCCCUACCUCUUCUCCGUGUAUUUGUCGACGAAUCCCGACGAUAAAAAAUCCCAUCUGGCCUUCGGAAGCUACGACUUAUCGCUCGUGGGCAAGAACGCGUCGUGGCACUACACGCCGUUAGUGAGACGCGGCGACGAGGACACGACCUUAAGAUACUGGCUCACGAAACUCAAAGGAGUAGAAUUAGAAGUGGGCGACGCGUGGUGCGCCAAGGGCUGCUACUCGAUUGUCGACAGCGGCACGUCCGGUCUAGGAUUGCCCGAUGAUGUGUAUGACGACUUCGUCGCGGCCGUGACACGCGGCUUGAACUGCAAGGACGUCACGUGCUACUACGCGAGCGAGGACGAUUUUCCCGACCUGAGUUUUAGUCUCGAACCGGACAACGUCUUUCCUUUACGAGCGCGCGACUACGUGUCGUGCUCGCGCUGGGGCGAGUGCGUCGUCAAGGUGCAGAAGGCGUCGGGGUCCCCGUACUGGAUUUUAGGCGACGUCUUCACGGAGGCCUAUUAUACGUUAUACGACGUGGAGAAUUUGCGGGUGGGCUUUGCGUGCGAGGGCGAGUGCGAGGGCGGCGGCUGGCACGGCAAGGGCGGCUACGUGGACGUCGACGACCCGUCCGUCUGGGCGCAGCUGUUGGUUGCGUUCGCUGCUUUAUCGGUCGUGGGCAUCCUAGCUCAUAGUUGUUACCGCUACGCCAAGAUUCGGCGACGCACAAAGCGCUUCUACGCGGCCCAGGCGGCGGCGGCGCCGCCGAUGCCGCCCGCGCCGGCGUCGCCGAAGCCCAAUGUUGGGGAGGGCGACAUCGAGAGCGUCGCGUUGUGAUGUGUAAGAGACUGUGUCUGA